UUGUUUUAAAUGACUUUAUUGUUUUUCGAAGUAUUCUCCACGAAGCAUUUAUUCCACUCGUUUUCUGGCAGAUCCAAAACGGCAUUAUUGAAUGCUCAACUGCUUCUUCUGGUGACUGGAACCUUUGACCACGCAGUCUGUUUUUAAUUUUCGGGAAAGUAAAGAAAUCGAUAGAACUUAGAUCGGGACUAUAUGGAGGAUGGUCCAGUAAUUUCACGUUUU
Acanthoscelides obtectus is the source of this 222-nucleotide messenger RNA. The record is from the annotation of a GenBank genome assembly. Lineage: Eukaryota; Metazoa; Arthropoda; Insecta; Coleoptera; Chrysomelidae.